Rangifer tarandus platyrhynchus (Svalbard reindeer) is the source of this 1602-nucleotide messenger RNA. NCBI's taxonomy places the organism in Eukaryota, Metazoa, Chordata, Mammalia, Artiodactyla, Cervidae. The record is from the annotation of a GenBank genome assembly.
AUGGGCGCGCGUGGCGCCGCGAGCCCGCCGCGAGGCCCCGGGCCGCUCCUCCCCGCCAUCCCCGCGCUGGGGCUGCUGCUGCUGCUGCUGCGGCCGCUGCCGCCGGGCUCGGGCGCCGCAGCCGGCCGGCCGCCCCACCUCGUCUUCGUGCUGGCGGACGACCUGGGCUGGAACGACGUGGGCUUCCACGGCUCGGCCAUCCGCACGCCGCGCCUGGACGCGCUGGCGGCCGGCGGGGUGCUGCUGGACAACUACUACGCGCAGCCGCUGUGCACGCCCUCGCGGAGCCAGCUGCUCACCGGCCGCUACCAGAUCCACACAGGUUUACAGCAUCAAAUAAUCUGGCCCUGUCAGCCCAGCUGCAUUCCUUUGGAUGAAAAACUCCUGCCCCAGCUUCUAAAAGAAGCAGGCUACGCUACCCACAUGGUUGGAAAAUGGCACCUGGGAAUGUACCGGAAAGAAUGUCUUCCAACACGCCGAGGAUUUGAUACCUACUUUGGAUAUCUUCUAGGUAGUGAAGAUUACUACUCCCAUGAGCGCUGUACCUUAAUUGACGCUCUGAAUGUCACACGAUGUGCUCUUGAUUUUCGAGAUGGUGAAGAAGUUGCAACAGGAUAUAAAAAUAUGUAUUCAACAAACGUAUUUACUGAAAGGGCUACAACCCUGAUAACCAACCACCCACCAGAGAAGCCUCUGUUUCUCUACCUUGCUCUCCAGUCUGUCCAUGAGCCCCUUCAGGUCCCCGAGGAAUACCUGAAGCCCUAUGACUUCAUCCAAGAUAAGAACAGGCACCACUAUGCAGGCAUGGCGUCCCUUAUGGAUGAAGCAGUGGGAAAUGUCACCGCGGCCUUGGAAAGCCGCGGGCUCUGGAACAACACGGUGUUCGUCUUCUCCACAGAUAACGGCGGACAGACCUUGGCGGGGGGCAACAACUGGCCCCUUCGAGGAAGAAAGUGGAGCCUGUGGGAGGGAGGCGUGCGAGCGGUGGGCUUUGUGGCCAGCCCUUUGCUGAAGCGGAAGGGCGUGAAGACGCGGGAGCUCAUCCACAUUUCUGACUGGCUGCCCACCUUGGUGAAGCUGGCCGGGGGCAGGACAGCUGGCACCAAGCCUCUGGAUGGCUUCGAUGUGUGGACAACCAUCAGUGAAGGAAGCCCAUCCCCCAGAAUGGAGCUGCUGCACAAUAUCGACCCAAACUUUGUUGAUAUUUCACCAUGUCCUGGGAGCAGCAUGGCUCCAGCCAAGGAUGAUUCUUCCCGUCUGGAAUAUUCAGCCUUCAACACAUCUAUCCAUGCUGCCAUUAGAUACCAGAACUGGAAACUGCUCACAGGCUACCCAGGCUGUGGUCACUGGUUUCCCCCACCAUCCCAGGACAAUGUUUCUGUGAUGCCCUCACCGGACCCGCCAGCCAAGACCCUCUGGCUCUUUGACAUUGACCGGGACCCGGAAGAGAGGCACGACCUGUCUAGAGAAUAUCCCCACAUCGUCAAGAAACUCCUUUCCCGCCUGCAGUUCUACCAGAAACACUCAGUGCCUGUGUACUUCCCGGCACAAGACCCCCGCUGCGAUCCCAAGGCCACUGGGGCCUGGGGCCCUUGGAUGUAG